ACAACAUCCAAACUUCCCACGAACGUAGAGAGGCGUUAUCAACUGUCUUCCACUCCCAAAUUUCUCUGCCACAUUGGGGACUGUUCAAGAGGAGCAGGACAUGUUGGUUGUAGUAAGAGAAAUUUGAAAGUACUCACUUUUAUGGAAAUCAUAAAAGAGAGAAUCUCUUUUAUUUUAUUUAGAAUCAUCCUUGAUGCAUUUAUUCUAAAAGAUCAUAAAGCCAAAUAUCUUCCUCUUUGUUAAAUCUUUACAAAACUAAAAUUCUGAAAAGUCAGCCUAGAAUCCAUUCGUUUUUCCAGUUAAGAUUGGGCAUAAUUCUUAGUGGGUAGCACAAAAUCUAAUAUGCUUAUGAAGUUCCAUCCCAAAACACCUGCUAUUUAGAGUGGAGCUCAGACUAGCGGUUGGGAAUACCAACUCCAGAAUCUCAGACCAGGUCCAUAAUUGGGGUAGGGAGGGGCUUUGGGCGGAGCCUCCGGAUGGGGAGGAGGCGUCCUUAGAAAGCUGUGGGACCAGUCCACGGCUGUCACAACUUGAGUUAAGCCUUGUAGUAUUUGAGUGUGCGAGGAUCUGGUGUGUGAGUGGCAUUCUCAAUGAGAACUAGUUUCACUUGGCACUUGAGUGGAAUCUGCAACCAUAGGAGUUUCGCCCUCCCGGACUCCGAGAAAUGUGAGAGCUGCAGAGGCGACUGUCGCCAGCUACUCGGAGCCGGCAGAAACACUACUGUUCUUGAGAAAGGGCUCUACCGAAAGGUCAAAGUAGCCCCAGGGUUUUAGUGAGAAGGGAAGUGAAACGCAGUUAGGGAUUGGGAGCUACAUGGCAUGCACGGGUUUGAAGCCGGAGAAAGAGUCGGGAGCUAGAGCCGCGUGUAAUUACUUUCGAAGCCGCCGCCACUCGAGUGCCGGACUUGUGAGUACUCUGCGUCUCUCGUCGUCAGACUGAAGUUGGAGAACUCUCCCAGUUAGGUGACGAGAUCCUACAACUACCCUCUCCUCCCCUCCCCACUUGCCUCAGGGACCCGACAACUGCCACCCUUCCCCUGCCUACCGGAUGCAGGGCAAGGGCAGUAGCUGACCGGCACCGCCCCCUUCCGACCCAGGAGGUGGAGAGCCCCCCCCGCCGGUCCAGCCAAAUUCAACACCUAUUUUCUCUCCCCGCUGCUCCUAUAUUCCCGACACCUCCUCCUCCUUGCCCUAUCCCUCCUCCCUAGAGACAGGGGAGGAGAAAAAGGAAGUUCAGGUCGUCAUGACAGAGCUGAAGGCAAAGGAUCCCAGGGCUCCCCACGUGGCGGGCGGCGCGCCCUCUCCCACCGAGGUCGGAUCCCCUCUGCUGGGACGUCCGGACGCUGGCCCCUUCCAGGCGAGCCGGUCCUCCGACGCCUCGCCCGUAGUCUCGGCCAUACCCAUCUCCCUGGACGGGCUGCUCUUCCCUCGGCCCUGCCAGGGACAGGAGCCCCCAGACGGGAAGACGCAGGACCAGCAGUCGCUGUCAGACGUGGAGAGGGCGUAUCCCAGAGUGGAAGCCACAGGGGGUGCAGGCGGUGGCAGCUCUAGACCCCCAGAAAAGGACAGCGGACUGCUGGACAGUGUCCUGGACACGUUACUGGCGCCCUCGGGUCCGGGGCAGAGCCACGCCAGCCCUCCCCCCUGCGAGGCCACCAGCCCUUGGUGCCUGUUUGGCCCCGAGCUUCCUGAAGACCCCCGGGUUGCCCCCUCCACGCAGGGCGUGUUGCCCCCGCUCAUGAGCCGGCCAGAGGGCAAGGCUGACGACAGCUCCGGGACGGCAGCUGCCCAUAAAGUGCUGUCCAGGGGCCUGUCACCGUCCCGGCAACUGCUGCCCCGGACCUCUGGGAGCCCUCGUUGGCCUGGGGCCGCAGUGAAGCCGUCUCCGCAGCCCGCUGUGGUGGAGGUGGAGGAGGAGGAUGGCUCCGAGUCCGAAGACUCCGUGGGGCCACUUCUGAAGGGCAAACCCCGGCCUCUGGGAGGCACGGCGGCCGGAGGAGGAGCCGCGGCCACCGCUCCUGGGGCGGCCGCAGGAGGCGUCGCCCUGGUCCCCAAGGAAGAUGCCCGCUUCUCGGCGCCCCGAGUUGCCCUGGCGGAGCAGGACGCGCCAGCGCCGCCCGGACGCUCCCCGCUGGCCACCACGGUGAUGGAUUUUAUCCACGUGCCCAUCCUGCCGCUCAACUCGGCCUUCCUGGCCGCCCGCACCCGGCAGCUGCUAGAAGGGGAGAGCUAUGACGGCGGGGCCCCGGCUGCCAGCGCCUUUGCCCCGCAGCGGGGCUCGCCCUCGGCCACCCCAGUUGCCACCAGCGACUUCCCCGACUGCGCGUACCCGCCCGACGCCGAGCCCAAGGACGACGCGUUCCCGUUCUAUGGCGACUUCCAGCCGCCCGCCCUGAAGAUCAAGGAGGAGGAGGAAGGCGCCGAGGCCGCCGCGCGCUCCCCGCGGCCGUACCUGGUGGCGGGUGCCAAUCCCGCUAUCUUCACGGAUUUCCCGCUGGCGCCGCCGCCUCUGCCUCCGCGAGCGCCGUCGUCGAGACCCGGGGAAUCGGCCGGGGCGGCCGCACCCGCCAGCGCCUCUGUCUCGUCUGCGUCCUCGUCGGGGUCGACCCUGGAGUGCAUGCUGUACAAAGCGGAGGGCGCGCCGCCCCAGCAAGGCCCGUUUGCGCCGCCGCCCUGCAAGGCGCCGGGCGCGGGCGCCUGCCUGCUGCCGCGGGACGCCCUGCCCUCCACCUCGGCCUCCGCCGCCGCCGCCGCCGGGGCGGGCCCUGCGCUCUACCCGCCGCUCGGCCUCAACGGGCUCCCGCAGCUCGGCUACCAGGCCGCCGUGCUCAAGGAGGGCCUGCCACAGGUCUACCCGCCCUAUCUCAACUACCUGAGGCCGGAUUCAGAAGCCAGCCAGAGCCCACAGUACAGCUUCGAGUCAUUACCUCAGAAGAUUUGUUUAAUCUGUGGGGAUGAAGCAUCAGGCUGUCAUUAUGGUGUCCUUACCUGUGGGAGCUGUAAGGUCUUCUUUAAAAGAGCAAUGGAAGGACAGCAUAACUAUUUAUGUGCCGGAAGAAAUGACUGCAUUGUUGAUAAAAUCCGCAGAAAAAACUGCCCAGCAUGUCGCCUUAGAAAGUGCUGUCAGGCUGGCAUGGUCCUUGGAGGUCGAAAGUUUAAAAAGUUCAAUAAAGUCCGAGUUAUGAGAGCACUAGAUGCUGUCACUCUCCCACAGCCAGUGGGCAUUCCAAGUGAAAGCCAGAGAAUCACUUUUUCACCAAGUCAAGAUAUACAGUUGAUCCCCCCACUGAUCAACCUGCUAAUGAGCAUUGAACCAGACAUGAUCUAUGCAGGACAUGACAACACCAAACCUGAUACCUCCAGUUCUUUGCUGACGAGUCUUAAUCAACUAGGCGAGAGACAACUUCUUUCAGUAGUCAAGUGGUCUAAAUCACUGCCAGGUUUUCGAAACUUACAUAUUGAUGACCAGAUAACUCUCAUCCAGUAUUCUUGGAUGAGCUUAAUGGUAUUUGGACUAGGAUGGAGAUCCUAUAAACAUGUCAGUGGACAGAUGCUAUAUUUUGCGCCUGAUCUUAUACUAAAUGAACAGCGGAUGAAGGAAUCAUCAUUCUAUUCAUUAUGCCUUACCAUGUGGCAGAUCCCACAGGAGUUUGUGAAGCUUCAAGUUAGCCAAGAAGAGUUCCUCUGUAUGAAAGUAUUGCUACUUCUUAAUACAAUUCCUUUAGAAGGACUAAGGAGUCAAAACCAGUUUGAAGAGAUGAGAUCAAGCUACAUUAGAGAGCUCAUCAAGGCGAUUGGUUUGAGACAAAAAGGAGUUGUCUCUAGUUCACAGCGUUUCUACCAACUUACAAAACUUCUGGAUAACUUGCAUGAUCUCGUCAAACAACUUCAUCUGUACUGCUUAAAUACAUUUAUCCAGUCCCGGGCACUGAGUGUUGAAUUUCCAGAAAUGAUGUCUGAAGUUAUUGCUGCACAAUUACCAAAAAUCUUGGCAGGGAUGGUGAAACCUCUUCUCUUUCAUAAAAAGUGAAUGUCAUUUUUAUCUUUAAACAAUUAAAUUUUGUGCUAUGUCUGUUUUUGUUUUGGUCAGGAUUAUGAGGUCUCGAGUUUUUACAAUGUUCUUCUCAAAGCCUUACAUUUAUAACAUAUACUGUGUAAAUUUCAGAGAAAAUUAUGAGGUUUUAAUUAUUUUCCUUUAUAAAGCAUAAUUAGAAUUUUUAAAGUGUUAUUGUCUGCCCCUAUUUUCUUUAAGAGUUUACAAGAUUGAAAAAGUACUAAACUUGAUUGUUAAAGUAAA
This is a messenger RNA of Ceratotherium simum simum (southern white rhinoceros), 4296 nucleotides long. It is a transcript of the gene PGR, whose product is annotated as progesterone receptor. Gene Ontology annotation, biological process: regulation of DNA-templated transcription; steroid hormone receptor signaling pathway. The record is from RefSeq and is a predicted model, not a curated record. Gene Ontology annotation, cellular component: nucleus. Gene Ontology annotation, molecular function: nuclear steroid receptor activity; steroid binding; zinc ion binding. Lineage: Eukaryota; Metazoa; Chordata; Mammalia; Perissodactyla; Rhinocerotidae.